ACAGUAAGCUGAGAUCUUUCAGUCCGACUCCCGUGUUUUGACCACAACAUAAACUUAAACAUAGUGUUCAGAUUUGAGAAAUUUUAGAAAAUUCAUUCAGAAAAUUGAGAAAUUUUAAAUUAAAUUGAUGUUCCGAAAUGGCUGCCGCCAACAUGGAGAAGGGUGAGCUGAUGAGCCAGGUGAAGCAGCAGAUCGCUCUGGCCAACGCCCAGGAGAUGCUCUCGAAGAUGACCGAGAAGUGUUUCAAGAAGUGCAUCCAGAAGCCGGGCAAGGCGCUGGACACCACCGAGCAGAGGUGCAUUUCGCAGUGCAUGGAUCGCUUCAUGGACGCCUGGAAUCUGGUGUCCCGCACCUACGGCAACCGUCUACAAAGGGAGCAGUACAGGUCAAUGGACCCCGUGGAGAUGGGCAACUAGGAGUCGACUUCCGCUCACCGUGCAAUUAAAACCGAAUUUAUUUUGUUCCUGAUGAA
Drosophila biarmipes is the source of this 472-nucleotide messenger RNA. RefSeq names its product mitochondrial import inner membrane translocase subunit Tim13 (gene Tim13). Bases 138 to 416 code for a protein of 92 amino acids. The transcript has a single exon. The record is from RefSeq and is a predicted model, not a curated record. NCBI's taxonomy places the organism in Eukaryota, Metazoa, Arthropoda, Insecta, Diptera, Drosophilidae.